AUGGCACCCAACGGUGAGGCUCAUGUGAAUGGCAGCGCCCACUUUGAGGGUCCUGAUAUAUAUGGCGCACGCUCGGUGGCUGAAAUCAGAUCCGCCCUUGCUCAUCUCCACCACAAAGAGGCCUCGGUCACGACUCGCCUGGACAGUCUUGUGGCAGCACAGAAGGAUUUGCAAAGGGAGCUGGGAAGACUGGAUAUAUUUCGAGCCAAUCUCAGCACCCAGGCUUCCAAAACUCGAUCCAUCAGCAAUGGCAUGCUCUCAGAUGCUGCAUCGACGGCCAACAGAAUCUCGAGUUCGGUGAAGAGAUUGGACCUCGAGCAGGAGCGCGUAAAAGCCACUCUGACCGUCGUUGAGCAGGUGGCAGAACUCAAAGCAUGCGUACUUGGAGUGUCGGGCUCUAUGGGGGCCGCACAGGACUGGGAGACCGCAGCGAGUUAUCUGAGCCGGGCUUCCAAGAUCCCAAAGGAGGUCAUCAACGGUGAAUUUGCUAGUCGCAUUGUACCUACGGCAGAGGUGCCCGACUCACCAGCAACGACGCUUGAAAAUGCUUCGGAGUCACUGUGCACGCUGUUCUUGAGAGAGUUCGACAAGGCUGUCCAAGAGAACGACGGUGGCAAGAUCACCCGCUUUUUCAAGCUUUUCCCAUUGAUAAACAGAUCCGAAGUCGGCCUCAAUGUCUAUGGACGAUACGUAUGCCAGGGUGUGGCAGCACGUGCGAGGACCAACAUGAACGCCGGCACUGGCGGGAAUCAGAGCAAGGAUGGCUUCUUCUAUGCCAAUGCUCUCACGAAACUUUUCGAGCAUAUCGCUUCUAUUAUCGAGGGCCACGGUGGUCUUGUCGAGCGGCACUACGGCGCUGGGAAGAUGACCAAAGUUAUUGAGCGGCUGCAGGUUGAAGCCGAUCUGCAGGGCGGCAUCAUCCUUGACUCCUGGGGCGAUGAGAGGAGAAUAGACCGUCAGCUCACCGACAUCCGAGCAUAUCCUUUCACGUUCCUCGUACAGAGCUUCGCCGCUCCCGUAACAAGAAAUGCAAUGAGCACGCCGCGGUCCAACUCGCCUGCGCCAGCUCGAGUAAGCGAAGACGAAGGGGUCGACAUGAAGCAAGUCGACUCUCUCCUGAAUGAGAUGACUUCUAUGCUCAACAAGUGGUCGCUUUACACACGCUUCGUCACCGAAAAAUGCAAGUCACCAGACGCCAACAACGAUACUGCAGAAGAACCACCAUUCCUCAUCAAUUCCGCCCUCGCACGCAAGAUUCAAGACCGCAUUAUCACCCCUUUCAACACAAUGACCACUUUCUUCUUCCGCCGCUCUGUCGAGAAAGCCUUCCAGCUAGAUGAGCAACCCAGCGACCUCACUCUCGACCCUCGCAAAUCUCUCUCUUCCAAUCCACCCCACAUCACCUCCGCCAUCGAGGACAUCAUGUACAUUGUCAACAAGGUCUUGACACAGUCCCUGACCACCGCACAAACCGCCAUCAUCUCCUCCGUCCUCCCUUCGAUCUCCCGUGUGUUAGGUUCCGACUUCAUCGGCAUGCAGCAGCGCAAGAUGCGCGACGAAUCCUACCCUAAAGCUGCCAUACCCGGCCAACUCCCACCCGAGGCCACCAUCGUCGCCUUUCUCGUCCUCAUCAACAACCUCGAUGUCUCCACCACGUACAUCUCGCAAAUCAUCACCUCGCGCCUCAAUCCCACCGCGCAGAGCACCAAUCUCCUAACCACCCUCUUCCCCACCCCCGCCUCCCUCACCCUCGUCACCACCCACCUCACCUCCCUGCAAACCACCUUCUCCGACAAAACCUCCACCCUCCUCACCGACAGUACCUCGGUCCUCUUCAACAACGUCCUUAAGCCGCGCCUGCGGCCCAUCCUAAUGGACGCUUUCCGCGACACCUCGUACGACCUCCACGCCUCAGAACGGGCCGACCACCACGCCGCGCUCGCCGACGCAGGUAUCGAGCUCGACGACGACGCCCACGACCCGGGCGUCCGCCAGCGCUUCGCCCACGGCUGGGACGCCCUCACCAAGCCCCUGGGCCGGCUGCUGACCGAGCACACCUUCGACAUGCUCCUCGCCACCACGGUGUCGUACCUCGCCAAACUGCUCGAGAAGCGCAUCUGGACGUACAGCGGGCGCGUGAACGCCGCGGGCGCCCAGCGCCUGGAGCACGACGUCAAUGAGGUGGUGCGCUGUGUGGUGCGGGGCCAAAAGUGGCGGUUUCGCGACGAGUUUGAGCGCUGUCGGCAGAUUUGUGUGGUCAUGACUAUGGAGGAGGAGGAGUGGGAGGAGUGUGUGAGAGAGGAUGGUGGCGAGGGGGUAGCGGAAAGGUUAACGGCUGAAGAGAGGGAGAGGGCGAGGAGCUUGGUGAAGGAGGGGGACUAG
Cyphellophora europaea CBS 101466 is the source of this 2382-nucleotide messenger RNA. RefSeq lists its product as uncharacterized. The transcript has a single exon. The coding region runs from base 1 to 2382 and encodes 793 amino acids. The record is from RefSeq and is a predicted model, not a curated record. Lineage: Eukaryota; Fungi; Ascomycota; Eurotiomycetes; Chaetothyriales; Cyphellophoraceae.